UGCAUUCAAUUAUUUAAAAACGCUAUCGGCUUUCUAAUUCCCUUUUGCUUUCGAUUAUCAUUCAGUUGCGAUGCUCAUCAGUCCCGCCACUAUCCAUCAUUAAUCAUAACGCUGAGUACAACACGACCCCUAAAAACAACGCACACAACAGUUUACCAGCCCCUGUAAAGAGUUUGUGAAAGUGGCCUGACGUCACACUCCCACAAUGCUCGCGCGCCCCAUAACUCUGCCGCUGCAGCCUGAGGAGCGCGAGACACUCAGGCCCCGAAAAAAGAAAAAUUAGAGAAAAAAUUGUGAAAAAAUAAUAAACCAACAGAUCAAGAGGAGAAAGACCGGGAACGGUGGCGUGGGUCUCCCACGGAUGAAGACAAUGAUGAGCACUUUUGCCUCCUACUGGGCCGCAAUUAUGGCAGGUGGGACAGGAUAAGAGCAUAAAGGUAAAGGAAAAAGACAGACAAGCACUUACAUUUCAUUUGGGAGACACGUUUUCAGCACGUAAGAGGAUUGCGGAUGACCUACGAGCCUUCACCCCCUUAAACUCCGCCGCGAUAUCGAACGGGAGCCUAGAAGGCAGGGCAGCCACGGCCGCGUUUCAAUGGCAACGCCUCCCUAGGGCUGCCAUGGCAGCAGCCGCAGCCGAUGCCCCACACCACAUUGCCUCACUGACGCUGGAGGACAAGGAUCGACGAACCGCCACCAAAGUGUUUGGAGGUCCCACUGCAGGGAGGACGGACAGAGAGUUAGAGACUGAGAGAGAGAGGGAAGGGAGAGGCAGUGGGAACGAGUGUUUGGUGUGCGGUACCCUCUUCACUUCGAAGGAUAAGCUUCGACUUCACUCUUUCUGUCACACAGGAGAGAAACCUUUCCACUGUUCGCAGCCUCACUGUCUCAAGGCUUUCAGCUCCAAAUAUAAGCUCUUUAGGCAUAUGGCCACACACUCCCCGCAGAAGACUCACCAGUGUUCAUUUUGCGAGAAGAUGUUUCACCGUAAAGAUCACCUUAAAAACCACCUGCAGACUCACGACCCCAACAAAGAGGCCUUUAAGUGUGAAGAGUGUGGCAAACACUAUAACACAAAGCUAGGAUACAAGCGGCAUAUGGCCAUGCACUCAGCCACCGCCGGCGAUCUUACCUGUAAGGUUUGCUUGCAAGGCUACGAGAGCACACCCGCACUCCUGGAGCACCUGAAGAGCCACUCGGGCAAGUCUUCAGGCGGCACCAAGGAAAAAAAACACCCCUGCGACCACUGCGAUCGAUGCUUCUAUACGCGAAAGGACGUUCGUCGACACAUGGUGGUACACACGGGCCGCAAAGACUUCCUGUGCCAGUACUGCGCCCAGCGCUUUGGGCGGAAGGACCAUUUGACGCGGCACGUCAAGAAAAGCCACUCACAGGAGCUGCUGAAGAUCAAGACGGAACCGCCGGAUAUGUUGGGUUUCCUUGGGUCCGGUUCGCCGACUUGUGCUGUGAAAGAAGAAAUAAGUCCUAUGAUGUGUAGUAUGGGACCUACCAAGGACUCGAUGAUGGUGAAGCCUUUUCCCGGCGCCACCCCUUUUCCGAUGGGAAUGUACAACCCGCAUCAUCUCCAAGCCAUGUCCAAUCCAACCAUGGGUCACCAUCAUUCACUGGUUCCCGCCUCUUUAUCCACUGCCAUGGGGAUGGGCUGCCACAUGGAACCUCCUUCAUCACUGCACCACCAUCACCCACACCAUCACCACCAUCACCACCCUCACCAUCAUCACCACUCUUCACCGUCACACCAGCAGCAGCCUUCCCUACAAAACCAGCAACAACAGCACCCGCCGCCCAAGUACCAGCUCGGAUCUACCUCAUACCUGCUGGAUAAGCCCCUGAAGGUGGAGAUGGAGAGUUUCCUGAUGGAUCUACAAUGUGGGCUCCCUGUUCCCCCACCUUCCUCAGCUGACCCCCACUCCGCAGCUUCGCCCAACAAGGAGGGUUUGGAACCUCCGCCGGGAUUGUCGGAUGACCUCUGCGGGGACUCCCUCAUGUCCAAGAGCCCCGCGGUCAUUGCUGAGUCUUUUUGUGCUGCUAACAUGGACUUCUCCCAUCUGCUGGGCUUUCUUCCACUCAAUCUGCCGCCCUACAGCGCCCCCAUGAGUUCAGGGGGACUGGUCAUGGGUUACUCCACCUCCUCAACUGUUUCUUCUUCGUCUUCCUCAUCAUCGUCGGCUUCUUCGCAUGCUGCCGAACCACAUGCUGCCACGAUCACAGCUGCGGUGCCUCUUACCUCGUUGCAACCUCAACCUCAGGAGCAGCCAGGCUCCGGUGGGGGUCUUGGUCUUGGGCCUCUGCACCCGCUCCCACCAGUAUUCAGCUCUAGCCUCAAUACGACCACUCUGCCUCGCUUUCACCAGGCUUUUCAAUGAGGUUCCUCACCCCAGCCUGGCCUGCCGAGGGCUGAGGUGCCUUUAGUGCUCCCCCUAGGGGUGGGAAGGUAGAACACUUGAACACGUAGAAGCCUUAACAAAAGCGCACAAGAGCUUUUUAAUGAAAUAAAGAUAGGAAAUAUUACAGAGCUUUUAUUUAGGCUGUCUGAAUUUUAGCUAUGACUUUUUAAAAAUACUCAGUUGUGAACCUCUCCCACCAUCCCCUCUCCUACAAUUUAGUAGUUAGGUGGCAGCAUCAGUAGGCCUUGUGGCAUGGUACUGCAUACUUUAUAAAGUAAUAAUACUAGUAGAAGUUGGAAAAGAUUAUUGUAGAAAAGAUGAUCUGUCUUUGAGACUCUGAAAGAUUAGUUUGAAGUGAUAUAAGAAUUUCUUUUUCUUGCUAUAUUGUCUCUAUUCUACUUAGUGUAAAACAGGUAAUAGUUGUUUGCCCUUAACUAAAACCGUCUUCAUUGUCAGGUGUGGAAGAAUUAGUGAAGGAAUUACGGAGUGAAAUGAGUCUGAAAUUUAAUUUGUUCUGGCUAAAAGGCACAACAAUUCAAAUCAGUUAAAAGACUAAAAAACCUCGAUUGGAGACCAUCUUAAACCAGUUUAAACAGACCACAAGGUCUGCAAGGCUAGUUUAAGCAGUUUUUUUAAGCAAGUAAAAUCAUCAUCUCAAAGGAUUUAAUAUUUGUAAAACUUAAAAGCAGUUACUUAUCAAAUAGUAGAUUGCGCCUCAAUAGGUGAACUGGAAAAGUUUUUUUUCCAGCUCUUUGUGUUCAUUUUUUUAUAGAAACAAUUACAGUAUCUGAGAGAGAAACAGAGAGACUAGAACAGGCAGAACACUGCACAAUUUGAUCAUUUGGUACAAUGUUACCACUGACACAACUUAAACAAUUUUACAGGUUUACAAUUUUUCCUCUAAAUAAGCACUUUGUUUACAGCAGAAGGCACUUGACAUUUUUGGGUUACUAUGGUGACCCGCUGAGAUCCCCUCCCUUUACCCACUCUAGCUUCACGCUUCCUGAAAAGAGACAUUAGACACACACAGGCACAAGUUCCAACAACUAACUCAAACAAGAUACUUUACCAAGUCAAGGUGCGUUUUACUCCUUCCAGCACUAAUUUUUUAGUCACCCUGGAAACCAUCUCACUUCCACAUCCCGCCCACCAGAUCACAACAUAUAUUUUAAAAACAAAAAGUAUAUAUAUUGUAUUUUAGGCAGGUUUUUAUUUUAGUGAGAGACAUACAUUGUAAUGAUAGCCCUGGUAUAUGUGAAUGAAAAAAGACAAAACAAAAACAAGAUUUUUUUUAUUUUUUGCAGUGUACGAAGUACCACAUCAAAAAUAUAUAUCAUGAGUGCUUUUUGUCAGUACAUUUUGUAAUUUAGAUAGUCGUAUCAAAAUUGUCUAUGUCUAGCAGGUUUACAUGAUCAUGUACCUUGCGUAAAAUUGAUAAAAAAUGGAUGAAGUAUUAGCUUUUCCCUAUAGCUUUCUCUCUACCUUGUAUUUCCGUGUGAGUCAAAAAUAAUGAUUUAUGUGGAAUUUUACCGAAAUAUAAUAGGACUAAUAGUGGCAUAAUCCAGUAGAAAGGACUAGAUAUUAAUCCUUAGAACAUAAUGUGAUCCAGGUUUCGGUUUGUAUUGUUUUAUUACAGUAUUGGAUCAGAUUUAUUGCUGUUUGGUGGUAUAGUUUCUCCACGAUCAUUUGCUCCAUCAGUGUUUGUCACUGAAACCCAGACAUCAUGAUUCCAAUUGCUUUAGCUUCAGGUGUAGUGGUUAACACAGAAACAAAUCUAUUGAGGUUUUUUCAUAUCAUAACAAGUUGCCAUUUUCCAGCAAGUGGACUGCACAAGUGUUUACCAAAUACUCAUUUGUAACCAAUGGCCAUGCGAAGAUGAAUUGUAGGGGAAAGCUGAUCAAUGCAGUUAAAGCCGUGCCUGAAACAAACAGAUUCGUAUUUUUCUCCAAAUCAUCCCUUACGGUGAAUCUCAUGACAUAAGGUUUUGUCCACCUCAGUGUGUAAAGUGAAUGUGAAAGACAAAAGAAAGGUAAAACCUUCGCAAACAAACAUGAGGCCACAUCGCAAAACUAUAAGGAAAGACAAAACAAUAUUAUGCUGCUUUUGUGCUAUGGUUGCCAGCAACUGUAGACCACUUUGGAAACUGCAAAUGAUCUUUUAGCAGUAGUACACGUGAACCGUUUUGUCCGUUUUCUCUCUGUUCUUCAGCUGCUUUGAUUCGAACAAACAUUUUAUGAAAAGGGUCUGAAAAGAGACAGUUUCCAGAACAAAGACGUCACCAGCCUGCUCUUUGACAUUCAAAGCAUUGGACGUUUGAUUGGGAUAUUGCCUAGUCGUUUUGUCAUUAUAUUAUUUUCUGUUUGUUGAAACAGGACCUCAAGACAACACAACGCAUCACCUCAUUUAUUUGUUUUUCAUACCAAAACCCUGGGGAGAAGAAACUUCUUUUUGCACAAUUGCAAGCUAAGGAAUAAUCGUUAUUUGAGGAUGAUCAAUAAAUAAUAAUGGUUUCAGAAGAAAACCAAAAACAUUUUAAUUGACUUGUAUCUGUAAAAAAACAACAAUACGAUUAAUUUAUUACUUUUGUGUUAGUUUGCGCAAGUUUCGCACACAGUUUUUCAAGUCAACGUUUUUUUGUAGAAUUUUUGCAUACUUUUUUUCCAAGUAAAAUUUCUUGGAAAACUGUCUGCAAAAACUUGCACAAAUAACAAAAAUUAGGUCAAUCGUAAUAGUUUUUUUUUCACAGUGUACAUCCCAUCCUAAUAUUUUAAGUUAUUAGGCAUUUGGAAUGUUUAUUGAUAUAUUUCACAUGUCCAGAAAACAGUUAUUGAAUAAAAUGUGGAAAUUUAACUUAAUGGAUUCAGGCUAAAUAAAGAUCUUUUAAAAACAUUUUAAAAUAUAACAUAUUUUUGACUGCAUUUGGCUUGAAUUCAUUUAGAAGCUAUUAAAGCAUUUAUUUUUAAUUUAUUCUUAAUAAACAGAUGUUCAACAGAAAAUAAGGCUGUUGGCAAUUUAUGAGUUUGUCCUCCCCGGGUUUUCUGUGAGCUGAUCUGAAUUCUAGCACUUUUAAACCUUUAAAAAAAAUGAGUAUUUUUCAGACUUGUAUGUUUGUAUGUUUUUAAUUUUGUAUUUGAUCUUGUACGUGCCAUUAGCUUGAUGUGUAGAAUUUAUUCAUCUUUAUGUAUUUGUUUUUUCCUCCUUUUCCAAAAGAGUAACAGUAUUUUUGAUAGAUUUUCACUAAUAUUAGCAGCCUUGGCCCUUGCCCCACUUGUCAUACAUUUGAGGAAGUCAUUUCAUCUUUAAAAAAGACCAUGUAGAGUAACACAUGCUUAUAAAUAAUAGUUCUCCUGAGUAUGAAACUUGACAGAAAGCCACCAUCAUUGCCACAAAAGAAAAACGGCUUUUCCAUUUACAACUACGACUUGAGGUGAUUUGAUCAACAGUAAUAAUAAACAGGCAGGUUAAACUGGUUUACUAGAAAUCACUCCCUGCCCCCAAAAAGCACUUUUGGUUUAAAUGAAGUUUUGCAUAAUAACUGCCUUGAUAGGUGGAGCUCAGAAUCUCAUAUAUGUUGUUUUUUUCUUUGGCAAGUGAUCAGGGUAUUUUUACAUGCAGCAUUAUAUUUACAUGCUGAGGACAGAUUAACCAAGCUAAAAUGAUAUUUUCCUCUUGUACCUGGGAUGCACUUGUCCUUUAUUACCCGAAUAGUAGUUGGUUCCUAACAAAAACAUUGAGGGGAAAUUUUAAAGGGUAACCAACAUAAUGUUAAACAAAACCAUCUGAUUUGACAAAAAAAAUACUUUUAAACAAUGGCUACGGCUUAAUAGUGAGAAAAUGGGUACUGUUCACAUAGGACAAAAUCCACAUGUAGUUUUAUAUAUUUUAGCUUAAUGUAAGUUCUGCAUUCCAAGCUUUCUAUGUAACUUGUUUAGCAUCAUAGUUUUACUUUUAGUACGUGCUUAUUACCAUGACUUACGGGAAAAAGGUGAAAAAAUGGAAUAUUCAUUCUUACACUAGUUUCUAAAACAUAAAGAUCAUUGACAGGAUGAAUUGUACAAAUAAUGUAUAACAGACACAACCAGUGCGCUUACCCAGUUCACCUGCAGUCAGUUACAGCAAUGUAAAGUUGGCAGAUUUGUAUAUUGGUUGAUCCAAAGAGAUGACAUUACAAUAAACCUAUUUACUUAUUGUACAGUACAUUGUACCAUUUGACUUAUGUGUAAUGUUAAAAUGAUUAAAAGACAAACCCACGGUUUCAUAUUUCCUGGUGUCCUUUUAGUUUGAUUUCCUGACGCUCACAGCGAUGGUGCGAGUAAUGUCUGAAAACUGCCAUUCACACACACCAUUCAGGCAGAACAGGAAACCGCACCACAGUGCACAAAUGAAAAGACAAGAAAGGCACAAUUCCAAGUAAUAAAAACUGAGCAACAGACAGUCUUAAUUAUACCAUCGUAUCACAAACCUAUACUUUCACAUCUUAAAGAGUUGUUUUAGGCCCAAAACACCCACAGCUACCAAACCAACAAAUACAUAAUGUACCAUAAUUUCUUGAGUAUGAAUGACUUAAAUCUGAAGGAAUUUGUGGUUUUACAGUCAUGUCUUGUAUUCCAAGAACUGUUAAGGCUCCGACGUCUAUGAGAAAGCACAGAACAGCCAAAUGAGAGAAAAUGGCCAUACGUAAUGUGCCGAUACAUAAUUCGCUCCAGAAUUUUUUUAACAAACAGUGUUUCUGCACAAUGUUUCAAAUCUUGACAUAAUUGGCACUUUUAUUGUUAUACAUUAUAAAGGGAGAGAUAGAGAAAUUAAAUAUUAUAAAGAAAAAACAUGCUUUUGCCUAAAAUCAAAGAUAGAAUCAGGACAUACAGAGCCUCAUAAUAACCUAAAAUGCGACAAUAUAAAGCACUGUAUUUACACCAUAAACAUACAUAAACCUGCCAACCAAACCUAUACAACAAUAAGAAUAAAGUAUAUCUGUAGAAAAUAUAUUCUGUUGUCCUUGCAUUUAUUCAUAGUCACCUGUACAGAACCUACUGAACCAAGAAACAUACAAUACCAAGGCCUACUAAAGAUGAAAGAACAAAACUCACUGUGUGUAAUAGCUCAGAAAUCUUUUUAACAGUUUUAACAAUCUAAACACUGGAGCUGCCCCACUUAACAGCCAGCUAUUAGAGAUCCAAGUAUGAUGUUUGUUUAUGAGCAACUUACAAUGUGACCAAUAUCAUUUCCCUGAUCCCUUCUAUAAAUCAGACGAUGUGUUUAGCCAAUGAUUCUUAUUUUAACAGACACAAAAAUGGAUUUCAGAAAAAUGUUCAAAUAAAUACGUUUGCAUUAUAAUCUUCGAUUUAGAGCCAUCUCAAACACUGAUGUUUUAUGUGUAAGCACCUGUCUCUUAAAAUAUGUUAGAUAAAAACCUUUAUAAAUAAAAACUACAAAGAUUUUAACUUAAAUCUAAAAAGCAGUAUCUUUAAAAACAAUUCUUUGCCCCCACCAUAACCCAAGGCAAAUACAUUGCUACCGGUUGACGCCUCGAACCCUUGGAG
Triplophysa dalaica is the source of this 7948-nucleotide messenger RNA. It is a transcript of the gene plagl2, whose product is annotated as pleiomorphic adenoma gene-like 2. Gene Ontology annotation, molecular function: DNA-binding transcription activator activity, RNA polymerase II-specific. The record is from RefSeq and is a predicted model, not a curated record. Lineage: Eukaryota; Metazoa; Chordata; Actinopteri; Cypriniformes; Nemacheilidae. Bases 621 to 2387 code for a protein of 588 amino acids. The transcript is spliced from 4 exons.